AUGGGUAUCAAAGGGUUAACAGCAAUCAUCUCAGAAAAUGCACCAUUAGCCAUUAGAAAAAGUGACAUCAAGGCAUUUUUCGGUAGAAAAGUAGCCAUCGAUGCCUCCAUGUCAUUAUAUCAAUUUUUAAUUGCCGUCAGACAACAGGAUGGUGGACAAUUAACCAAUGACGCAGGUGAAACUACUUCUCAUUUGAUGGGGAUGUUCUAUAGAACCUUAAGGAUGAUUGAUAAUGGUAUUAAACCAUGUUAUGUAUUUGAUGGGAAACCACCUGUUUUGAAAUCUCAUGAAUUAGAUAAGAGAAUUGCAAGAAGAGCUGAGACUGAAAAAAAAUUUGCUGAAGCUACUGAUCAAGCUGAAAAGAUUAAACAAGAAAGAAGAUUAGUUAAAGUUUCAAAAGAACAUAACGAUGAAGCAAAGAAAUUAUUAGAGUUGAUGGGUAUUCCAUAUGUUAAUGCUCCUGGUGAAGCAGAAGCUCAAUGUGCAGAAUUAGCUAAGAAGGGUAAAGUAUACGCUGCGGCAAGUGAAGAUAUGGAUACUUUAUGUUAUAGAACUCCGUAUUUAUUAAGGCAUUUGACAUUUUCAGAAGCCAAAAAGGAACCCAUUCAAGAAAUUAAUACUGAACAAGUUUUACAAGGGUUAGAAUUAACUUUGGAACAAUUUAUAGAUUUGGGUAUUAUGUUGGGUUGUGAUUAUUGUGAAAAUAUUAGGGGUAUCGGUCCCGUUACUGCAUUCAAAUUGAUUAAAGAACAUGGGUCUUUAGAAAAAAUUAUAGAAUUCAUUGAAUCAGACGAAAACACAAACAAGAAAUGGAAAGUUCCAGAAAAUUGGCCCUAUAAAGAAGCCAGAGAAUUGUUUGUCACCCCUGAUAUUAUUGAUGGUAACCAAAUAACGUUGAAAUGGGAACCACCAAAGGAAGACGCCCUAAUAGAAUUUCUAUGUAAGGAAAAAUUGUUCAAUGAAGAAAGAGUUAAAGCUGGUAUUAAAAGAUUACAAAAGGGUCUAAAAGCCGGCGUACAGACAAGAUUAGAAGGGUUCUUUAAAGUUGUGCCUAAAACUAAAGAACAGUUGGCUUCGGCAGCUGCUAAGGCAAAAGCCGCUAAAAAGGCAAAUAAAGCCAACAAAGGUAAGGGUAGGAUUAUAAAAAAGAGAUAG
Molecule: messenger RNA, 1155 nt
Organism: Naumovozyma dairenensis CBS 421
Lineage: Eukaryota; Fungi; Ascomycota; Saccharomycetes; Saccharomycetales; Saccharomycetaceae
Gene: RAD27
Product: multifunctional nuclease RAD27
Exons: 1
Coding region: 1-1155 (384 amino acids)
Cellular component (GO): nucleus; cytoplasm
Molecular function (GO): DNA binding; 5'-flap endonuclease activity; 5'-3' exonuclease activity
Source: RefSeq, a predicted model, not a curated record